Piliocolobus tephrosceles (Ugandan red Colobus) is the source of this 2393-nucleotide messenger RNA. RefSeq names its product beta-1,4-galactosyltransferase 3 (gene B4GALT3). Gene Ontology annotation, molecular function: galactosyltransferase activity. The record is from RefSeq and is a predicted model, not a curated record. The coding region runs from base 710 to 1891 and encodes 393 amino acids. The transcript has 8 exons. Gene Ontology annotation, cellular component: Golgi apparatus. Gene Ontology annotation, biological process: carbohydrate metabolic process; galactosylceramide biosynthetic process. Lineage: Eukaryota; Metazoa; Chordata; Mammalia; Primates; Cercopithecidae.
CUGCGGGAUACCAUGGGAAUACAAAAGUGCUCUAGAGCGGUCCGCAACGCUGUAGCCUGCGUGAGGAACUAUUGAUACUAAGUGGCAGUAGGCUGCAGGGGGUGCCACUGACACACUGGGAGAGGGUUCAGCCAACCCCAGGGUGAUAACGAGGUCAGCGGAGCACCAGAAACCGGCUCUAGACUAGCCUCUUGGUGGUCAGUCUCGGCCCAGAGGAAAAUGAAUCGCUUGAGCUUCUGCUUUUACAAAUCUGAGGGGCAGGAAAUGAAAUCCCACUAGCAGUCUGCGUAGUGGAGUUGAGCCCUCGCACCCGCUUCCCAAAGUGUCGCCUGCAACGCGUUCGAGGUGGGUAGGCUCUGGCGCAGCUCCCGCACAAGUCCCCUACCACACGGGUCUCGGACCAGACGCCUAGUAAGCCCGGGUGGCUCCGCCCCGAGGCCCCGCCCCGUGACGGGAGGCCCCGCCCCCGCAGCGCCCGCUUCCAAGAUGGCGACAGCGAUGCCUGCCCGGCUGUUGGGGUGGCGGUGACGACAGGCAGCAAAAGACCAGCUGGUCCCAGAUUCGCUGCUGGAGUGCUGGAUGGAGCCUUUCUCUGCCCUCUGUGACAUUUCCAAUUUUAGAUAAUGCCUCACAUCUCUGUCCCCCCGGGACCCCCUGGAGCCCCCAUGAUCCCUAAGAAGACAGCUUGAACCUACAGCUCACCCCCAGGAUGUUGCGGAGGCUGCUGGAGCGGCCUUGCACACUGGCCCUGCUUGUGGGCUCCCAGCUGGCUGUCAUGAUGUACCUGUCACUGGGGGGCUUCCGAAGUCUCAGUGCCCUAUUUGGCCGAGAUCAGGGGCCGACAUUUGACUAUUCUCACCCUCGUGAUGUCUACAGUAACCUCAGUCACCUGCCUGGGGCCCCAGGGGGUCCUCCAGCUCCUCAAGGUCUGCCCUACUGUCCAGAACGAUCUCCUCUCUUAGUGGGUCCUGUGUCGGUGUCCUUUAGCCCAGUGCCAUCACUGGCAGAGAUUGUGGAGCGGAAUCCCCGGGUAGAACCAGGGGGCCGGUACCGCCCUGCAGGUUGUGAGCCCCGCUCCCGAACAGCCAUCAUUGUGCCUCAUCGUGCCCGGGAGCACCACCUGCGCCUGUUGCUCUACCACCUGCACCCCUUCUUGCAGCGCCAGCAGCUUGCUUAUGGCAUCUAUGUCAUCCACCAGGCUGGAAAUGGAACAUUUAACAGGGCAAAACUGCUCAAUGUUGGGGUGCGAGAGGCCCUGCGUGAUGAAGAGUGGGACUGCCUGUUCUUGCAUGAUGUGGACCUCUUGCCAGAAAAUGACCACAAUCUGUAUGUGUGUGACCCCCGGGGACCCCGCCAUGUUGCUGUUGCUAUGAACAAGUUUGGAUACAGCCUCCCAUACCCCCAGUACUUCGGAGGAGUCUCGGCGCUUACUCCUGACCAGUACCUGAAGAUGAAUGGCUUUCCCAAUGAAUACUGGGGCUGGGGUGGCGAGGAUGAUGACAUUGCUACCAGGGUGCGCCUGGCUGGGAUGAAGAUCUCUCGGCCCCCCACAUCUGUGGGACACUAUAAGAUGGUGAAGCACCGAGGAGAUAAGGGCAACGAGGAAAAUCCCCACAGAUUUGACCUCCUGGUCCGUACCCAGAAUUCCUGGACGCAAGAUGGGAUGAACUCACUGACAUACCAAUUGCUGGCUCGAGAGCUGGGGCCUCUUUAUACCAACAUCACAGCAGACAUUGGGACUGACCCGCGGGGUCCUCGGGCUCCUUCUGGGCCCCGUUACCCACCUGGUUCCUCCCAAGCCUUCCGUCAAGAGAUGCUGCAACGCCGGCCCCCAUCCAGGCCUGGGCCUCCACCUACUGCCAACCACACAGCCCUCCGAGGUUCACACUGACUCCUUCCUGCCUACUUUAAUCAUGAAACCGAAUUCAUGGGGUUGUAUUCUCCCCACCCUUAGCUCCUCACUGUUCUCAGAGGGAUGCGGGGGAACUGAACUCUGGUGCCGUGCUAGGGGGUAGGGGCCUCUCUUCACUGCUGGACUGGAGCUGGGCUCCCGUAGACCUGAGGGGUCCCUCUCUCUAGGGUCUCCUGUAGGGCUUAUGACUGUGAAUCCUUGAUGUCAUGAUUUUAUGUGACGAUUCCUGGGAGUCCCUGCCGCUAGGGUAGGAGCAGGGCUGGACCCCAAGCCCCUUCCUCUUCCAUAGAGAGAAGAGUGAUCUGGCUUCUCCUGGGACCUCUGUGAAUAUUUAUUCUAUUUAUGGUUCCCGGGAAGUUGUUUGGUGAAGGAAGCCCCUCCCUAGGCAUUUUCUGCCCAUGCUGGAAUAGCUCCCCCUUCUGGUCCUGGCUCAGGGGGCUGGGAUUUUGAUAUAUUUUCUAAUAAAGGACUUUGUCUUGCA